Helicoverpa armigera (cotton bollworm) is the source of this 2462-nucleotide messenger RNA. RefSeq names its product probable glutamine--tRNA ligase (gene GlnRS). Lineage: Eukaryota; Metazoa; Arthropoda; Insecta; Lepidoptera; Noctuidae. Gene Ontology annotation, cellular component: cytoplasm; cytosol; aminoacyl-tRNA synthetase multienzyme complex. The coding region runs from base 50 to 2392 and encodes 780 amino acids. The transcript is spliced from 12 exons. Gene Ontology annotation, molecular function: ATP binding; glutamine-tRNA ligase activity. Gene Ontology annotation, biological process: glutaminyl-tRNA aminoacylation; translation. The record is from RefSeq and is a predicted model, not a curated record.
ACGUUCACGUUUAGAGUAUAAAUAAAUAGAAAUUGGUUGUAAAAUUAAGAUGACGCCGGAGGAAACUAUAGAGAGAUUUAAGCUUUUAGGCCUUAACGAACAAAAGGCAAAAGAAACAUUGAAAAACGCCAACGUAACCAAGUAUUUACUUGCCGCAUUAAAUGAGGUGGACGUAGCGAAAUUGCCAGCUGGCGCCGGAAUGUUGAUAUACCAUCUGGCAACAAAGAUCAAGCCGCAGAUUGCCGAUAAACUAGCAUUUGUUUGCGAUUUCAUCGCUAAAGGCAAGCUUGACUCGACUCUGAGAGUUGAUGCAGCCUUAGAGUACCUUAUCAGUCAUGUGAACGAGGGCAAUGUAGACGUCAGUGCGUUUGAACAAGCCUGCGGCGUUGGUGUCGUGGUCACGCCGGAGCAAGUCGAGCAGGCUGUGGAGAAACACAUGGCGCAGUACAAAGCAGAGUUGUUGGAGAAAAGGUACAGGUUUAAUGCUGGUAUUGUAAUGCAAGCCGUGCGAGCAGACCUACCAUGGGCUGACGGAAAAGCCAUAAAGAAUGAAGUUGAUGUUCAGAUUUUAGAUCUGUUGGGCCCUAAAACGGAAGCAGAUCUAGCUCCUCCACCAAAAGCAGAAAAGAAACCGAAGGGAGACGCCAAGAAAGCCGCCAAGAAAACAGAUGAUAAAGCAACAAAAUCAGCGGAAAAACCUGAAUCAUCAGAUGACAUUGGCGGUGCUACAUCUAUCUCAGAGUUGAUGAAAAAGUUGCCAUUCCAUGCUCCUGGCGAGAACUUCAAGUCUGAUGGUUAUGUCGUUACAAAUGAUACUAAACGAUUACUUGAGGAGCACCUUAAAAUUACUGGUGGAAAAGUGAGGACCAGGUUCCCUCCUGAACCAAACGGUAUUUUACAUAUUGGACAUGCAAAAGCCAUUAAUAUUAAUUUUGGUUAUGCGGCUGCUCAUGAUGGUAUCUGCUUCCUAAGGUAUGAUGAUACCAACCCUGAGAAAGAGGAGGAAAAGUUCUUUGUGGGUAUCAAAGACAUGGUGGAGUGGUUAGGUUACACCCCAUACAAAAUCACCCACUCAUCAGAUUACUUUGACCAGCUAUAUGAAUGGGCGGUUCAGUUGAUUACCAAGGAUCUUGCCUAUGUGUGCCAUCAGAAGUCCGAGGAGAUCAAGGGUUUCAAUCCACCACCUUCACCUUGGAGGAAUAGGCCUGUUGAAGAAAGCUUGCAACUAUUUGAGGACAUGAAAAAUGGGAAAAUUGAUGAAGGAGAUGCCACCUUACGAAUGAAGAUUACCCUUGAAGAAGGUAAACAGGACCCUGUGGCUUACAGGAUAAGGUUCAAGCCUCACCACCGAACUGGGCACAAGUGGUGUAUCUACCCUACCUAUGAUUACACUCACUGUUUAUGUGACAGUAUAGAGCACAUCACCCAUUCAUUGUGUACCAAGGAGUUCCAAUCAAGGAGAUCAUCCUAUUACUGGUUGUGUAAUGCUCUGGGCAUCUAUUGUCCUGUGCAAUGGGAGUAUGGUCGUCUCAACGUAAACUACACUGUGGUGUCUAAGAGGAAAAUUGCCAAACUUAUUGAUGAAAAGAUUGUUAACGACUGGGACGACCCAAGACUGUACACUCUGACGGCGCUGCGGCGCCGCGGCGUGCCGGCGUCGGCCAUCAACUCGUUCUGCGCGGCGCUGGGCGUGACGGGCGCGGUGGGCGCGGUGGACCCCGCCAUGCUGGACGCCAGCAUUCGAGAUGUACUCAAUAAUACGGCGCCUAGAGUCAUGGUAGCACUGGAGCCGUUGAAAAUAACAAUAACGAACUUCCCUAGCGACAAACCCAUACAAGUUACAGUACCAGACUUCCCCAAUGAGCCUGACAAAGGCACUCACACAGUCACACUUAGUAAAGUCCUUUAUAUUGAAGCCACGGACUUUAAGGAAGAACCCGAGAAGGGGUACCGGCGGCUGACGCCGAAACAAACCGUGGGCUUGCGACAUGCUGGCUAUGUUAUUAAGGUGUCUAAAGUAAUCAAGAGCGCAGACGGAAAAGUUACCGAAGUAGAAUGUACCGCGGAAACGUCUGAAUCCGCUGAGAAACCGAAGGCUUUCAUUCACUGGGUGUCCGAACCAGUCACUGUCGAAGUCAGAUUAUAUGAACCUCUAUUUAAACAUAAAAACCCGGAGGAUCCAAGCGAGGUGCCUGGCGGGUUCCUGUCAGAUUGCCGCGAAGACACGCUGAAGAUCGUCAACGCUUAUGCCGAUGCUUCUCUCAAGGGAGCCAAGGUCUACGACAAGUUCCAGUUUGAGAGAAUCGGCUUCUUCUCCGUAGACCCUGAUAGCACUGCCAACCAUAUGGUGUUCAACAGAACCGUUUCUCUCAAAGAAGAUACAGGAAAAUAAAUACUUUUAAAUGUAAUGAAAUUAUCAACCAUUUUCUAUUUAAUAAAUUUUUAAUAUUUAUUAAGAAACG